Lymnaea stagnalis (great pond snail) is the source of this 8499-nucleotide messenger RNA. NCBI's taxonomy places the organism in Eukaryota, Metazoa, Mollusca, Gastropoda, Lymnaeidae. The record is from the annotation of a GenBank genome assembly.
GUACGGGAAAAGAUGGCAUUGCCAAAGAAUACUACACACUUGACUCCAUCUUGUAUUUGCUCAAAAAUGUUCAUUUACAGCACCCACUUUACGUUAGAGAGGCUGUGGUAAGUAGCAUUUCAUCAGAACAGGGACGUAACAAACUACAACUCAUAACAUGAGUGACAUAACACCCUUAAAUAAAAGAUGAGCAUUAGUUUCAGACUUUAAAUUAUUGUUUACAUUUAAAUUUAAUGUUCAAAGAUUUGUUUUUUUCAUUUUCAUAGGUAAUGAUACACAAGUAAACUGCUAUCAAACUUUAAUGGUUGUUAAGUUACAAAGAUUUAUAUUAUUUAAAUUUUUUGAAAUAAAAUCAUAAACUUUAAGAGUCAUUAAAUUUUUUGGAAAUUGUAUUUUAGAUUUAUAAAGUUUAGUUUCAACAAUAACUUUAAAAGCUUCUGUUUUUCCACAUUUCAGGCAGCUAAUAUCAGUGUUGUUCGUCGUCCUGAUAGAAAAGACCUACUGGCAUACCUAAAUGGAGAGACAACUACUGCAAGCAGCAUCGACAAGAGUGCUCCCCUUGAAAUAUCCCAGAGACCAACACAGAGUAUGUCACACUGAUUUUACUUUUUAUUUUUUCUGUUGUGUGACCCUUGAGUUGACUAGAUGCAAAAAGUUAAACAAAUCACAUAGUGUUUUAUUCAGGUUUUUUUUUUUGGGGGGGGGGAGGGGGGGGGUGGAGUUCAAGUCUGUACAAACUAUCACCCCAUGACGCUCUCCUAUGUUUAUAUCCUGACAUUUACUUAAGUAUCAUUGGCUCCUUUUUUUUUCAAAAUAAUAAUAACAAUUGAGCUUACAAUCAGACUUUAUAUAGCAAAUUACUAAACGGACCUGUUGUGAAUUCAUGUCAUGCUGAAUUUCAACCCCACAUGGAAUACAUUUUCUUUUAUUUCAGUCAAAAGAACUGCUGAAGAUGGAGCUGGUGAAAGUGAUAAAAAGAAACCAAGAUUGGAGGUAUGAAGUGGUUCAAUAUUUAUACAUUUUUAAAAAGAUUUUCUGGAGAUUACAGAUAAGAUUCUUUAGUAUACACAAACAAAGGGACAUGUUUUUUUGAUUACAUUGCACAUAUUCAUUUUCAGCACAUAAAUAAGUACAUAUUUUAGCCAAGACAACAUAAGACAAUUACAACAAUUUUAGUUGUAAAUAAAACUAAGCUUUUAACAGUGAAAUUAACUAUGUUAUAGGUAAUUAUAUCAUCAUUAAUGUUUUAUGUGUAGUGAAAUGUGGUUGAUAUUAUCUGCUUUUAAUAGUAGAUGUUGAAUACCGAAUAAUUGCACAUGAAUACAAAAUAUUUAACUAAAAGCUUGAGUCAAUAUUGUCUCCUGCCUCAUCUUAGGAUCCUCAAGUGCAAAGAGAAAAAAUCAACUGGAUCAAUAAAAUUGAUGGUGGCAGAGAGUCUUCUGUGCUACCCUCCUCUCUUGGGUAAGAACAUCUUUAAGAACAUCUUUAUAGUUAUUCUUUGAUGAAACCAGACAUGAGAAUAAAUUAAAUUUAAAAUGUAAACAUUGUUAACUAAUGAAAAAGCCGAUUAGUGAACCUGAAGUUGCCUACAGAAUAUUGCAGAUUAAAAUAACUUAGUGCACUGCUUGUGAAUUAUCACAAUUACAUUUUUUCUUGCACAAAAAUAUUUAAAUUAAUGCAAAUUAUAUUUUCCUCCACAUUUUGCACUUACAAAAAUGUAGAUUUCGUGGGGGGGUUUGUCUUAAUCAUAAUUGCCUCAUCAUCAACAGCCCUUCAUCACUGCAUGAGGCGAUGCCACUUGAGAAAAUUGCAGCGAUCAAGGCUAAGAUUCUGGCCAUUAAACGUACAAAAAUCAAAGGUGACGACGACCUGCAGCCUGGGGCACUAGAGCAGAGAACUUUCGUGGAUGCCGAGGUGGACGUGACAAGGGACAUUGUGAGCCGUGAAAGGUUGUGGAGGACGAGGACCACCAUCUUACAGAGUGUUGGAAAGGUUAGUGGUUUUCAGAAUGCUGCCAGCGUGAAAUUAGCACUCUGAAGAUGAGCCAUCGUACAUGAUUUGCACCUUUUAAACUCUCUGAGUUCAAGUUUAAAGUGUAACUGCAUUAGUUUCAUUAUUAGCGCUGUUGAGUAGAUUAUCAAUUAUUUACAAUAGACUUUUGGAUCUUAAAAUAUUGCACGAUUUCUGUGUAAAAAAAACAACAAGUUAACUUAUUGAACAGUGCACCAUUUUGAAGGCUACUAAACUUCAGUAUUACUGGCUGAAGUGGGAAUUCCAUUGUCUGACAUCAAACACAGAUUAAAUAGACUAAUCAAGAAAGCUAGUAAUAUUACACAAACUCAACAUCCUUCGCCUGAAGAACUAUUUGAAGAAAGAUGCUGUUGUAAGACAAAAUUUGUUUUGGAUAAUACAUCCCGUCCUUUUCAUCACAGAUACCUAAGAUCACCCCAAUCAGGGCAAAUUCUUUCUCUUCAAGUUAGGAAGAAAAAUAUAAACACUUUUUUCUUCCCCAGUCUGCACCAAUUUACCAGCGUGCUCCCCCAGCAGUUACCAAAUCUAAAUGAUCUCUAAUUAAGUCAUUAUUGUCACCGAAGGAGUUCAUUGAUGACUCAUUUCUAUGCUAGAGAAAUACUUUAGUUUUCUUGUGUUUAAAUUGUCAUAAAUGUAAAAUGUUGUCUUUUUAAAAAUAUGUAGGUAUUUAUUUACAAUGUAAUAAAAAAACAUUUCCAUUUAUUUGGAUCAAUAAAGAAUCUUAUGUUUUAGGAAUAAAUCUCAGUCUUAUGUUCCUGAAGAGGUUGAAUGUAAUAAACAUAUAAAACCAAAUAGUGCCUUGACCUGCCAGUGACAGACAUUUUUUGUGUUUGCAGCAAUUUGCCAAAAACAUCUUCAGCAUUCUACAGUCUAUAAAGGCCAGGGAGGAGGGAUCACAAAGGACUCAGAAUCCUUCUCAAAGUGCAGUCACAUCAUCUGCUGUAAGUUAUCUAGUUAUAAGUUUCUGAAGGCAUUUGUAAGAUAUAACAUUUGUAAGUUGUUUAGUUAUUUAUUAUUAAAGCUGUCUUUUAUAUAGUGCUGUACCCCAGCCAAGGGUUGGCCUCACCGCGCUUCACAUAAAAAUAUUGGCAACAAUAAGCAGGAAAUUUAAACGGUUACAUAAAUUGAUUUAAUUUGUUAAAAAAGAACUUUAGAUAUAUAAAGUCGUCGUCCCCCCCCUCCCAACUUAAACUAUUACAUGUCAAGUUAUGGACGGCACCCAGCAGCAUCGUUUUAUCGAUCAGAGGUGGGUGGGAAUCAGUUGCGAUGGUAUAAUUUGAAUAAAAAUGUCUUUAGUGCAGUUUUGAAGGCCUGGAUGGUCGUAUAUUGCGGAUGUUUAAUGGGAGAGAAAUCCAUUUUUUUGGGGCGCAGAAAGGGAGCUUUUCGAAGCAUUUGUAUGAUGUAACAUUGGUAAGAUAUAACAUUUGUAAGUUACUAUUGUCUCACAUUAUUAAAGCAGUCUCAGUCUUUGGUGACUGCGCGGUUUACUUUUGACCAAGUCAGGGGGCUACUCUGUUGACACUUGACUAGUUAAAGCCAUACAUUUUCACUGUUCCCAGCAGCCCCAGACCAGACCUCCUCAAGUCAUCAGUGGUUACAACAGAUACGAUCAGGAGAGGUUCAAGGGAAAAGAAGGUGACCAAUGAAAAGACAUCUCUUGCAGUUUCAUAAACUCUGGUGGCUUCAAUGGUUUUAAUAAUAAUUUAUCAUUUUGAAAAUGGUAGCUUGUGCCGAGCUUGUCUAAAUUUAAAAGGUUUUAUUACUGGAUGGAAAUAGUCAACAGAACUUGGGAUUUGCUAUUUUCAGGAAUAAAUGAAAUUUGUUUUAUUUUAAAAUUGCAGUUCUCUAAUGUUUGUAAAAAAAAGUUUUAAAAAAUCUGUUGUUCGCACGUUAUAGGCAUAUUCAUUUGGUGCUGGGAUGUUUCUAUGGAACAGUUAUAUUAUUAUUAUUUGUGGUGGUUUUGUAUAACAGGGUACCCCAGCCUAGGGCUGGGCUCACCACGCUGUACAUACAAUUUAACAAACAUAAUCAUGAACUUAAAAAUUAACAUAAAUUCAUACAGCAUUGCGACUACAUCUCUGUUUAUGAUGUUCACUUGGUGUUUGUUUUUUGUCUGGUCAGAAACCGAGGGAUUCAAAAUCGACACUAUGGGUACCUUCCACGGCAUGGCCCUGAAAUCAGUGACCGAGGGUGCACAAGCCAGAAAGAUGCCUCAGCCAAUACCGCAGCCCAUACAACAACCUGUACCAGUCAUUCAACCUGUGUCCAGGCCCAUAUCACAGGCCAGACCACCCCCUAAUCAGAAGAAAGGUUGGUAGAUGUUUGUCAUAUGUGUCAAAAUAACAAAAACCUGCUGGUAAUUUUAAAUUAAUUCCUAAUCAGUUAUAUCUUGCUUUAUGCCAUUAUCUAUGUUAUAAUUAUUGCUUUCAUAAGCUGUUUAAAUUAAACAGUUCACUAUAUAAUGACUUAAUUCACAUAAUUGUCAUUAGGGUUAUUAUUAAAUAGUUGACAUUAAUUUAACAAAUAUUUUUCUUAUUCUAAGUUAUUACCCAUGUUAGAUGCUUUCAAUCUGUUCAUGUUAAUUCUUUAUUUCUGAUCUCUCUCAGGCUCACGUACCCCCAUCAUCAUAAUUCCAGCAGCUUCUACAUCUCUAAUCACAAUGCUGAAUGCUAAAGACAUCUUAGAGGAUCUAAAGUAAGGCUUCAAUGUGGACAUGUAUAAUACCAAAUAACUGAGCUCUUAGGGAAUGUUUGUUACCUUAAUUAAUAUUUCUGGUAUAAAUAAUUCAGUCAUUGAAAGUCAUGGCAUGCUCUACAGCAGUAGUUCUCAGCCUGUGGGUCGUGACCUCUUUGGGGGUUGAACGACCCUUACUCAAGGUUCUCCUAAGGCCAUUGGAAAACACAUAUUUAUGAAGUAGCAAUGAAAAUAAUUUUAUGGUGGGGGGGUGUCACCACAACAUGAGGAACUGUAUUUAAAGGGAACCUGCAUUAGGAAGGUUGAGAACCACUGCUCUUCAGUGAAGUCUGGAUAAGUCAACUAAAGAGAAUCAUUUGCUGAGGUUCCAAAAGUGUCUUAAUCAUCAUCAUCAAUGGCACUACAGCCCAUGUAGGGCUCUGGCCUGCUCCACCACAUCCUUCCAUUCGGAGCGAUCCAUGGCUUUCCGUCUCCAUGCUUGAACUCCCAACUGGUGUAAAUAAAAGUGUCUUAAUAGAAUUUAAUAUCUUCAUUAAAGAAUACAUUUAUAUGGGUGUUUCUUGAUGUGAUUUGUUGAUCCUCUUCAGAUUUGUAAGUACAGAAGAUAAGAAGUCACUGGGCACAAAGAGAGACAACGAAGUUUUGAUACACAGACGUAAGGAUGGAGGCCUGUCCGUGCCCUACAGAAUCAUUGACAAUCCACUCAAACUUACACCAGACGACUGGUAGGGCUUGGUCUUUAUAAACCAUUUCAAAUUAGUGGCAUCAGACUAAUUUGCAGGAUUCGACAAUAAUUACACGGUUUAAUGUGAAGUAUAUUUCUAUAUCUUUGUGUUUUAAAAUUGUGCAUGGCUGCCACAGGUCUAUCUAUGCUCAUGAUCAUUCCACAGGGAUAGAGUUGUUGCUGUCUUUGUUCAAGGUCCAGCUUGGCAAUUUAAAAGCUGGCCGUGGAGUGGAAACCCUGUUGAGAUAUUUUCAAAAAGUAAGUUCUUGCUGUAAUUUUAAAUUUUUUGUUUGAUUGAAUCAAUAGUCUCUUCUUUACUGUACUGAUUUUAAGUGUUAUGUUUAAAUGAACUCCUAAUAAAGUUUUUACAUAUUAUUAUUCACUUCAGUCAAAGCUUUCCAUUUAAAGUGGUCAGAGCUGCCUCUAGACACCAAUGUCCAGAAAUGGUCAGUUAACAUUAUGAACCUUGACAGACAUCGCAGACACUUGGACAGAGCCACACUGCAGCAGUUUUGGGAAGUUCUUGACAAGUAAGUCCCAGUUAAAGAACAUCAAUGUCUUACGAUAUGAGGCAUAAUCAGGCCCUGUUAGACUCUUAUGGGUCAACAUAUAAUCAGGCCCUAUUAGACUCUCAUGGGUCAACAUAAUCAGGGCCGGUUAGAAUCUCAUGGUUGAACUUCAACUUCGCACUGCAAAUGAAAAGAUGACUUUCAAGAAAAAACAUUAAUAUUUUUAGAUACUGGUACCAUAAUUAAAGUAACGGUGGAAUAAUUAAUUCCCUUUUGUUAUAUUUGUCGCUGUAAAAUGACUAAUCACACUUGAAAACUCUAAUUACAUUACUAUGUUGAUGAAAAAAGUUAUAAUUGUCCCAGCAACAAUAUUAAAAUCUAUUAUUCUGGGUAACUGAAAAUGUGUUGCAUUUAAAGUUGUCUAAUUUUUCAUAACAUGAAUUCAUUUGUUGCCUGUUUCAGGUACAUGAUGAAAAACAAGCCCCACCUCCGCUACUGAAGACUGGCACGCAGUUGUGUCAUAGUGACAAUGUUUUAUUGCAUAGUUUUGUUUCAUUACAUCCACGCUGAUUGAUUGGAUUUACAAGAGUUGCAUCUUGACUGAGUACAAGCAGUGGCUGCAAAUUCUCAUUCCUACUAAAUACUACACUGUUUAAAUACUUGCACACACACACACACACACAUGGAGACAUUGGCCUGAGUUUCGAUGCAGUUAUGCUGAGUCUCACCCUCGACGUGGAAAGCUCAAGCUCCUGGCACAUCUACUCAAUUGGCAGACAGGCUUGGCACAGACAGCCCUGCUCCUUUCUAUUUAACCAUGUAAAUAAAAACAACUAGUUAGUAGUCAGUUAAGUUGAAAGUUCCGAUUGAAAAGUAUUGUUUAAUAAAUGAGCAGUAGUUGUAAGGCACUUUGUUCUAAUGGCUUCAGCCAUCAGUGAACCUUACUGAAGUAUUCCAUCAGCACUAUUACUAAGCAGGCUUAUACUAACUUAUAGGCAUUGCAACGUGUGCUUGCCUUGGAUCUGGUGGGCUGCCCAUUUGACAUCCAAAGAUGCCAGCAUUGUUUGUGGCACUGACAUCAUGAACUUAGUUUCCUUGCGAAUAAUGUUGAGACAUCUCAAUUGUUUGGAGUUGUUAGUGACACACCAUCGUUGUUUGUGUUUUUUUUUUUUUGCUCACUCCUGUAACUGAAACAUUAAUCUUUAACGUUAUCGAUUCUAUUUUCUUUUAGCUAAAAUUGAAAUAAGAUACGACAAAUUGAUAUUUGAUCUGCAUAUCGCUUGUCCCAUGCACAACAGAUUCGGCAGAUUAAUAUUGAUGUAUUAAGUAUAUCAAGUGAUGGAGAGAGAGACAAGUGCUUCCAACAAUAUGACAGCUUUCUCUUUGAUUUUUUAAUGGUUUUUUUAUUGUUUAAAACAUUAUUUUUACCUGUUUAUUAAAAGAUUUUUAUUUUGAGUGUGUGUGUGUAACCUUCUAAUUUGUGGUGUCACACAUCUCAAACUUUCACAACACACUCAGAAUCAUAGAGUAAAACAUAAUUCCCUAUGCUUGGUCUGGCACAACAGACUAAUUGAACAGCAUUGUAUGUCUUUGUAAUACAUUACAUGAACACAUUAAAGUCUCUUCAAUGCAUGAUGAUCCUAUUAUUGAUUUUUAAAAAGAAGCAAUAGAUUCCUAUUUUUGUUAUGCUUCAUCAACUGCAUGAACUUAAAAGAAAUAAAAAUAAUAAAUGCAGGUGUAUUAUACUUGUACAUGCUUAUCUGAUCACAUAUUCAUCUACAGGUAUAUGUGUCUCAGAAUACCACGAUUCAUGUACGUACAUAAUAAAUGGCAGUGUGACUGAAUGACAGUUAAUGUGUGUGUAUGUGGUAAAGAAGCUGUGAUGUUAAUUAAUUGUUUGAAUUUUACAUUUUGUUUUAUUAUUUUUGACCAACAUAAAUCUGCUUCUCUUUGAGCUAUAGUACAACAUUCAGAUGUCCCAUUGUUGUAUCUGGCAACAUUUUGAUGGCUCUCAUCAUGGCAGGUUCUUAGUGUCUUCACAUUUUUGUCAACUGAAGUGUAGUAGCCAGACAGCAUCUGGCCUCAUGACCGGCUCAUCUGGCCACACGACCAGCUCAUCUAGCAAGGCUUGAGAGCUUGCACUCACUGCGUGUCAGUCUAUUUGAAACAAAUUAUUGUAUUAAACUUUCCCCUGUUGGUUUGAUCAGGUCGGUUUUCUCCACUUGAUUUUCUUGUACAGAUAACUAUGUAUGUAUAUAUCCAUAAUUGUUGGCUCAACCCCCUCAGCGGUGUCCAUGUUUAAUACUGACCUUUAGGUAUCGCUAUCAAUCAACAGUUGCAGUAGAUGGAGAACUAUGAUUAUUAAUAAAUCCUUUUUUUUUUUUUCUUCAACAAAUUUGUGUUGACUUUUUAAUUUACUUUAAUAUCAAGUUAUUUAAAUAAAACUCUCAAGUGAAUGAUUGAUUUAUUAACAAAUUUUAACUUGACUGAACACAAAUUAUCUAAAACCUCUGUUCAUCAAUUUUUGUUGAAAUCUUAUGA